This is a messenger RNA of Cottoperca gobio, 2299 nucleotides long. It is a transcript of the gene tdh2, whose product is annotated as L-threonine dehydrogenase 2. Gene Ontology annotation, biological process: L-threonine catabolic process. The transcript is spliced from 9 exons. Gene Ontology annotation, molecular function: L-threonine 3-dehydrogenase activity. The record is from RefSeq and is a predicted model, not a curated record. The coding region runs from base 396 to 1523 and encodes 375 amino acids. Lineage: Eukaryota; Metazoa; Chordata; Actinopteri; Perciformes; Bovichtidae.
ACCUCCCAGUCCUGUUAAGCUCAGCUAAACACUCUUCACAAUACAAAUCCCUGUGCACUGCAAGUCAGCAUGUUUGCACACACGGAGCUUUGCAAGCUGGAGACUGUAGUCCAGUUCAGUGAAGAGCCACUUGCCCUGGUGAUUAUACAAAGUGGACAAGAACCACAUAGCCCAGCAUGACUUUCUACACCUGCUUAUUUAUCCAGUGGUUACUGGGUGAACUGAAACAGUGACCAAUCGGAUGAUCAUCUUUUAAUUCUGAUACUAAAACGCCUCGAAAACAGUCUUGUCAGCGCUUAUUUUGGAAUUUAGUUCAGAGGAAUAGUUGAUCGGUUGGUUUCGGACCAAGAAUCAUCUGCCUGAGAUUUCUGAUUUUGUCAGGACUUCUACUGAACAUGCAACCAGGGGUCUGUGUGCCCACUGCGGCUGUGCUCGGCCUGUUUUGCCGAGGUUGUCUCAGCAAGGCGCGGAGUGUGCCCGGCAGCCUCAGCUGUUUGCACAGGCAGAUGAGCAGAUGGAACAGCCAGGACACCAGCAGCCCCCCAUCUUCACAGGAGAACCCCCGUAUCCUCAUCACGGGUGGUCUUGGGCAGUUAGGUGUGGGACUGGCACAGAUACUGAGGAAAUAUUAUGGAACGGAGAAUGUCAUCCUGUCAGACAUUAAGAAGCCUCAACCUCAUGUUUACGACAAUGGUCCAUUUGUAUACGCUGAUGUGUUGGACUACAAACAUCUCCGUGAACUGAUAGUAAAUUAUCGAAUCACUUGGCUGAUCCACUACAGCGCUCUGCUUAGCGCUGUGGGUGAAGCCAAUGUGGCUUUGGCACGCAAGAUCAACAUCACUGGCCUUCAUAAUGUGCUGGACUUGGCCCUAGAGAACUGCCUGCGCCUCUUUGUCCCCAGCACCAUUGGAGCAUUUGGUCCCUCUUCUCCACGUGACCCGGCCCCUGACCUCUGUGUCCAAAGGCCUCGAACUAUCUAUGGCGUGUCCAAAGUGCAUGGGGAACUGAUGGGGGAGUAUCUCCAUCAUAAAUAUGGUCUGGAUUUCCGCUGCCUACGUUACCCAGGUGUGAUAUCAGUCAACACACCCCCCGGAGGAGGAACAACAGACUAUGCAGUUCAAAUCUUCCACGAUGCUCUAAGCACAGGGCACCACGAGUGCUACCUGCGUCCCGACACCCGCCUUCCCAUGAUGCAUGUCUCUGACUGCCACCGUGCCACAGUAGAGUUCAUGCAGGCUCCAGAGUGCCAGCUGUCUCUGCGUACCUACAACAUCGCAGCCAUGAGCUUCACUCCAGAGGAGGUGGCCCAAGAAAUCCGCAGGCAUCUCCCUCACCUCAAGGUCACCUACAAUCCCGACACUGUCCGCCAAACCAUCGCAGACAGCUGGCCCGUGAGGUUUGAUGACACCAAUGCCAGGAGAGAUUGGGGCUGGGCGCCGGUCUACAGGCUUGAGGAGCUGGUGUCAGACAUGCUGCGCUCCAUUCGAGACAAGAGGACAAACGAGGGUUUGCCAGUCAGCUAGCCAUACCCGCUGGACAAAGACUGACCAAUGCCUAACCCUUGACUUUUCUUCAGCCUGCAUUUACCGACGAUACACUUCUUUUCACAAGCUGUUAACCAGUAUCCUCUGUUACUCUGGAACAUUACAGCAAUGAGCCAGGGACUGUAUGUAAAGUAAAGUGGGAAUUCUCAGUCAGAUGCUCUCAAUGUACAGUGGACAAUGAGACAUCAUACACAUGCACUUAAACACACACAGUUCAGUCUUUUUCAGGGAAUAUUAUAGUAUCAAACCUUGCUUUCAUCUUUGUUGUUUUUAAUUGUUAUAAUGGUAUAAGCAUCACUCAACACGUGUUGCCUCAGACGGAACAGAAAAAGGCUUUAGAGAUGUCCAAAUGUCAUGCUAAUGCAUCAAUGGACACAACAGUCUUCAAAAAUGUCUAUGAAAAUGUUUAAUACUAAAUGGAGUUACACGUUCAGAGUAACAAAUCUGUUGUACACUUUGAUUCCAGAAUCAGCUGGAUUGGCUGGCUCAGUUAACUCUGGACUGUAAAGACUCAUUAUAAAAAACUCAAGGACGCAGUUUUUUAUAAUAAGUGAAUAUCACACAUUAUACAAUCCCAGUAUCCUUGCUGUGGCAUCGAACAGGAAGCCUUUAUUUUGCCUUUUUGCCAACAGUGUGAUUUUUAGUUAUGAAUGAGCACCGAUAACAAAUGGAGCCUUAUUUACGGUAGAUUACUUUAGAAAGCAAUGUAUGAAAAUGCAGUGUACCUUGAAUAAUAAAAAUUAUAUUUACCCCAA